GAAGCUACGGCCAUGAAUCCGAAGCCGCCUGUGGUGUAUCCGCGCUGCGACCCCACCUUGACGGCCACAAGGAAGCAUUUCGCCGACCUGCUCGAAAGGUAUGGGACCCCGCAGCUGGUAGUCAACUUGAUGAAAGCCAAGAAGGUCGAUUCGUACGAAGUGCGCUUAAGCAAGAAUUUCGAGUCCUCCAUCGAGCGCAUGAAUCGGGAGCUUCCAGAGAAGUACCGGAUCCUCUACCGGCCUUUCGACAUGAAGAACCAUGCGAAGUCCAAUCCGACGAUCUACGAAGUCUUUGCACGUUUGGCAGAGUCUGUGGUAACUCGAGUCGGCUUCUUCCACACCAACGAAGGCUUACAGGGACGUCCUCAGAGGCUGCAGAACGGCGUGGUUCGCACAAACUGCGUGGACUGUUUGGAUCGAACCAACGUCUUGCAGUUCUUCGUUGGUCUCGAGGUUCUGAAGCAGCAGCUUACGGCGAUGUGCUUCGUGGUCUUCGUGCUAAGCGAGCUCUAUGAUGUUAUGGGAGAUCAUUUGGCUCUGCAGUAUGCCGGGAAGUAUCAGCUGCUGGGCAGUCGCCCGCGCAUGAUGACAAGUUCCAAGGAGCUCCUUACCUCCAUCCAUCGCCACUACAACAACUCUUUUACAGAUAGGGAGAAGCAGGCCUGCCUGAACUUAUUCCUUGGCCUGUACCAGCCUGCGAUUCACCCUCCCAUGGAAAAGCUGGACUGCGACUCCUGGGUCCACCACAAAGUACUGAAGGAUGACUAUUCUCCUGGGGAGUGGUGGAUAGAGCCGCUACAGAAGCAUACGGAGAGCCUGCUGCCUCUUUUGUCCGAGGAUCCGGAGUACAACAUCAAGCUGACCCCGGAUGGCCUUCAGAAUUGGUUCUGCCAGGUCCACAAGACUGAGAAGUACACUUGGUUCGAAAAGCUGCUGGCGAAUUCGGAUGCCACUUUCGUACAGAUCAAUCCUGCCAGCCGCCCAUUGCGAACAGUGGGGCCCUACAAGAGGUAUCUGGAGCGCAAGCAGAAAGAAGCAAAGCCCAGGGAAGUGAUCCGCGCAAAGCCAAGCUUCUCACUGGAACCAAUGACCAAG
This is a messenger RNA of Symbiodinium pilosum, 1095 nucleotides long. NCBI's taxonomy places the organism in Eukaryota, Dinophyceae, Suessiales, Symbiodiniaceae. The record is from the annotation of a GenBank genome assembly.